Messenger RNA from Lecanosticta acicola, 414 nucleotides. NCBI's taxonomy places the organism in Eukaryota, Fungi, Ascomycota, Dothideomycetes, Mycosphaerellales, Mycosphaerellaceae. The record is from the annotation of a GenBank genome assembly.
AUGCCAAAGCCCAAGCGUAAUAUCCAAGCAGUGGCGGAGGAGACACUAACACCACCUGAUAUUCUCCGGCCCGGCCAGAAAAUCGCGCGUGUGAAAAAUGCCGCUGGGAACAACCUGUAUCACCUGGAGCUGCCUGAUGGCGAGGUACUUCUGGCCGAGCUGCCGGCAAAGUUCCGCUCGACUAUCUGGAUUAAGCGGGGCUCAUUCGCCCUAGUCGACACAUCUUCCAUGGCUGAUCGCGACAACAAGCUGGGCGGGGACAUCGUCAAUCUUGUUGGCGAUGAGAAGGCGUGGAGGAAAGCAUCGUUCUGGCCAAAGGAGUUUGAAGCGAAGAGAUCCACCUAUACAGCGGACUCCGACGACGAAGAGGAUGAUGGCCCGAAGUUUCCACCCUCCGAUGACGAGUCGGACUAA